Messenger RNA from Dimorphilus gyrociliatus, 640 nucleotides. The record is from the annotation of a GenBank genome assembly. NCBI's taxonomy places the organism in Eukaryota, Metazoa, Annelida, Polychaeta, Dinophilidae.
AAUGGCGUGCGGUUGGCCAGUUGGUAGUGCAUUAGUCGGCUUGUUAAUUAGGAAAUGGUCUAUUCCCGGUCAAUAUUUAAUUCAAAUAUCCUCAUUCAUCUUGGGAAUGUCAUUAAUAUUAUCAACAAUCCUUAAAGAUCAUGUCAGUCAUAUAUUUUUUAGUAUUAUUUAUGGCAUGGGAAUUGGUUCCUGGAACUAUUCCUUAAGAUAUCACUCGUAUAAGACCGUGGGCUGUAAAUUGUCUGAAGUAUCGUGGUCUUACCAAGUAUUUGCUCAAUCAUUACCCACAUUAUUGGGAUCUCCAGCGGUUUUUUUCACUAAUGAAAACCUAGGUACUAGUUAUGGUUUUAUUAUUGGUGGGUGCUCUGCCCUUUUGGGCUGCUUGAUAAUCUUUUCCUGGGCGUUUGUUGCGAAACAUCAAACGAAUCAAGAAGUUCUCAGAGAGGCUCACUUGAAAACGAAAAUUUUUCAAGAGGAUUCUCUUUCAGCUAUGAAGGUGUCUGAUGAAUUUAACUAUAGAUUAAAUAAAGAAAAUUUAGCUCCGAAUAGUUGGUCAAAAGAAGAAAGAGUACAGGAAUUCGUUCUUCAAACCUCCAAUAAUAGUUUACCUCUACCAGAAUGUUUAUCAACUGCUGUUUAA